AUCUCGUCGUCUAGUUUUGGUUUUGCAUCAAAUCCCACAGAGCUUCGUCGUCGUCUUCUUGUUCUUCAUCUUCAAAAGCUCAAACGGAGGACAGAUUAGAAUGCAACUGAAAGCUCGUAGACUUCAGGUCAUUUUUCUAAUUCUAUGUCUAUGCUCUCUUUUCAUCAAUGCUCGUCCAUAUCUCAUCGUCAUCUCUCAAGAUGACCUCAAGGAUGGUGCACUCGCCGACGACUUCCCCGAUUCCGCCGAGUGGGAUGAAUUUGGGGAACCUGAAUCUCAAAACUCCAGCGAGGAGCUCGACCCUGGCUCUUGGCGCCCUAUAUUCGAACCGGAUUCCCCUUCCUCCGCCUCCGACGCGCCGGAGGAUCUGUACUACACUGCUUUAGGGAAAUUUAUGUCGUCGGUGAGUUCCGGUGACUUAAGGUUGAUGGAGGAGGCGGUUGCGGACAUUGAUCAAGUUGCUGCGGGGAGUGGGGAUCCGCACGCGCAAUCGGUGCUAGGGUUACUACAUGGAAUGGGGAUAAUGAAGGAGACGAACAAGGCUAAGGCGUUUAUGUAUCAUUACUUUGCCGCUGAAGGGAAUAAGCAAUCUAAGAUGGCUCUUGCGUAUAUUUACUUCAGGCAAGAAAUGUAUGAGAAAGCAGUCAAGCUUUAUGCUGACUUAGCAGAGGUAGCUAUUAACAGUUUAUUAGUUUCUAAGGACUCUCCAGUGAUUGAACCUGUGAGGAUCCAUAAUGGGGCUGAGGAGAACAAGCAAGCCUUGAGAAAGUCUAGAGGAGAGGAGGACGAAGACUUCCAAAUUUUGGAGUAUCAGGCGCAGAAGGGUAAUGCUGGAGCUAUGUAUAGAAUUGGACUAUUUUACUAUUUUGGACUGAGAGGGUUGAGGCGUGAUCAUGCCAAGGCACUGUCCUGGUUUUCCAAGGCUGUGGAGAAAGGUGAACCAAGGUCUAUGGAACUAGUUGGAGAGAUAUAUGCAAGGGGUGCCGGAGUUGAGAGGGAUUACACUAAGGCACUUCAAUGGCUAACUCGUGCGUCCAAGCAGCCAUCAUUUUCUGCUUAUAAUGGCAUGGGGUAUUUGUACGUCAAGGGCUAUGGAGUGGAGAAAAACUUUACCAAGGCCAAGGAGUACUUUGAGAAAGCUGCCAAUAACGACGAGUCUGGUGGUCAUUAUAAUCUAGGAGUUAUGUAUCUUAAAGGAAUUGGAGUAAAGAGAGAUGUGAAGAAGGCAUGUACUCAUUUUAUAGUGGCUGCUAAUGCUGGACAACCAAAGGCAUUCUAUCAGCUGGCAAAGAUGUUUCAUACUGGUGUUGGGCUCAAGAGGAAUAUUCCUAUGGCAAGUGCACUGUACAAAUUAGUUGCUGAACGAGGACCUUGGAGUUCAUUGUCUAGAUGGGCAUUGGAAUCGUAUCUGAAAGCUGACAUUCGCAAGGCUUUCUUCUUGUAUACAAGAAUGGCAGAGCUAGGAUACGAGGUGGCACAAAGCAAUGCAGCAUGGAUACUUGACAAAUAUGGAGAACAAAGCAUGUGUCUGGGGGAAUCUGGCUUUUGUGCCAAGGCAGAAAGACAUCAAAGAGCUCAUUCUCUUUGGUGGCAAGCAUCCGAGCAGGGCAACGAACAUGCCGCCUUACUGAUUGGGGAUGCAUAUUACUACGGUCGGGGCACUGACGUAGAUUAUGAUCGAGCUGCGGAAGCAUACAUGCAUGCCAAAUCCCAGCUAAAUGCACAAGCCAUGUUCAACCUUGGUUACAUGCAUGAACAUGGUCUAGGCCUUCCGUUUGACCUUCACCUAGCCAAGCGUUACUAUGAUCAAGCUCUGGAACUUGAUCCAGCUGCUAGGUUGCCAGUCAAGUUGGCUCUAGGAAGCCUGUGGUUACGAAAGAAUCAUGCGGACUGUUUUCUGGUCCAUGUGAUUGAUUCGUUGCCAGAAGUUUAUCCAAAAAUUGAUGCAUGGGUGGAGGAUGUACUGUUGGAGGAAGGAAAUGCAACAAUUCUAACUCUAUUUGCCUGCCUCCUCACUGUCCUAUAUCUUAGAGAGCGACAAAGGAGGCACGCAGCUGUUCGUGCUGCUGCGGUGGCUGUGCCACUCCACCCCAAUGACCACGCGGUGGCUGCACAAAAUUAAAUCACUCCUUGUACUUCCGAUUGAAUUGAUCAAUCCUCCUUUUUUUUCUUCUAAUUUUUAAUGAGUUAUGAGAAUCUUUUCUGCAACAUUAUGUACAGGAAAUUAUAAGUCAACUGCGUGGUAAGAGCUUUUGGGCUCUUGGGAAUUUCACAGCAGAGUAGAGGAAGAAUUUCAAGGUGUUAAAUCCAUCAACUUGAUAAUAGAAAACAGAGAAUUUUUUGUAGUGAUUUAUUACGAGGAAAUUCCAUUGUA
Messenger RNA from Cucurbita moschata (crookneck pumpkin), 2374 nucleotides. RefSeq names its product ERAD-associated E3 ubiquitin-protein ligase component HRD3A-like. Bases 101 to 2122 code for a protein of 673 amino acids. Lineage: Eukaryota; Viridiplantae; Streptophyta; Magnoliopsida; Cucurbitales; Cucurbitaceae. Gene Ontology annotation, molecular function: protein binding. The transcript has 6 exons. The record is from RefSeq and is a predicted model, not a curated record.